Messenger RNA from Drosophila teissieri, 1717 nucleotides. RefSeq lists its product as uncharacterized. Lineage: Eukaryota; Metazoa; Arthropoda; Insecta; Diptera; Drosophilidae. The transcript has 3 exons. Bases 1 to 1701 code for a protein of 566 amino acids. The record is from RefSeq and is a predicted model, not a curated record.
AUGACUGCCUACGAAAAAAUGCCGGCGAAGCCACCACGACGCCUCUCACCCAUCUGGUUUCUGGUGAUCACGUUCCUACUCUUUGCCACCACCUUAACGGCGGUGGCCGUGAUCGAAGCUGGACGGGCACAGAGCAACGCCGGUGGUGAAAGCGAUCUCCUAAUCCUCACACGCAUGUGGAAUCACUUUAGAGCCGGUGCCGAAAAUGACACAGAAAUUGCCACGGUGGAGCGAAUUGCUAGGGAUACCGGAAACGCAACCAAUCCGAGUGCAUCCGCAUCGCAGCAGGGCAGAAACUUCUACGAGGAGCAGCAGGCGGUGGUGGUGAAUGCAGAGAGCAUGGACUCACCCGUGAUGGGACAACGCCAGGAUGCCUACGGUCCGCCGCAGAGUCGCGAGGAUUCCUACGAGCAGGAUCCGUACUACGAUGUGGCCGAUGACUACGGACCUGGACGCUAUCCAAGUGCAGAGUCCAAGCAGGAGUCGGAGGAGGAGGAUCGCUUCUAUGAUAGGGAAAACACGGGUGAGGGCCGGGCUCAUCAGGGACGUCCCUACGAUUCCUUCUACGCCCCCUGGUCACACAACCAGCAGCUAGCUCCAGUGGCUACUCAUCCCGCGGCUGAGGGCAACAAUCGGAAGCUCCAGGCGCCUUCAGCUCCCAAUAGAUCGCCCUAUCCCGCCUACGAUGAGAUGUACGAUUAUCCCAUGGGCUUCCAGCCACGCCCUCAUCCGGAAACAGAGUUGGCCAAGCAAUCUCAGCCCGCCUCCGACAAUGCAGUGGCUCAAACCCAAAGCGAAUCCACCCUGGUCACCGUGCUGAAGAGCCUCAAGCAGAUCUGGGAUCUAUAUCAGGCACUGAUGGGUGCCUGGAACGCGGUCAGCGAACGCCAUCAGCAGAGCACUGAGAAGUUCCGACAGGAGCAGGCGGCGAAGAAGGCCGAGAAGGAGCAACUGCGUCAGCAACAGCAGCAGAAGACCAGGAUAAACUCCAAGAAACCACCGCGUAUGGAGGGAAACAAAAAGAACCAGAACAAGAAGCCGACCACAACGACAACUAGGGCAACCAACAAGUCUACGACGACAGCUGCUCCAGAUGCCUCUGAUGAGGAGGAGGAAGAGGAGGUUGUGGAACAGCCGCAGAAGACAGUGGAGAAAGUUGAGACAGUCACACCUUCGGCUCCAGCCACCAAAGUCUCGGCACUGAAGGGCGAAAAGGGAAAUCUGAGAUCUGUGCGUGGACUGCGCCAGAGACGCGAGGCCGAGGCGGACACGGAUGUGGGCGAGGGCCGCUAUAUCAAGGGUGAUCCUCUCAAGGGAUACUACGAUUUCGUCAUCACGGAGGGCUCCUACAAGUUCUGGGCCGUCUUUCAGGUGGGCACUGCUCUGCUGAUCAUCUACUCGACGUUCGCAGCCAUUUACUACUCCAAGGUUAAUCCGCUGACCAGUGACUACGAUUACACGGAUUACCUGGGCGGAGUUCGUUCUUUGUCCGGCGGCGAUGCGGAUUUCGUGGACGACGGCGAUGCAGCGACACCGCCCGUUUCGACCACCUCCCGCAUCAUGGAGUGGCUGCCACGGACGGCGCACUCCAUCCAGUUCAUACUGGAUGCCAUCGACAAGGUGCCAGUGGAUCAUGACAAGGACAAGGAGCUCGGAUGGUCCACGGCGAAAACGGACACGCCGCCGGUGGGAAUGAGAUAGGGAACUGACUACCAUA